Molecule: messenger RNA, 1348 nt
Organism: Trichoderma atroviride IMI 206040
Lineage: Eukaryota; Fungi; Ascomycota; Sordariomycetes; Hypocreales; Hypocreaceae
Cellular component (GO): mitochondrion
Molecular function (GO): oxidoreductase activity
Source: RefSeq, a predicted model, not a curated record
CAGCAAACAACUACAAACAACUAAACAGUGUCUUUUCAUCAUCACUUUGUCUUUCUACAUCAUCUUUUCAACACCAUCAACCCCAUCAACCUAUACAAUCCCACUUACACGACACGCACUUCAACACCAUCACCACAAUGGCCAUCCCCAACCGCAAAGUCGUCAUCACCGCCUACGGCCCCCCCUCCACCGCCCUCCAGUUCGUCACCGAGGACCUGCCCCCGCCGCCCAAGGACCACGUCCAGGUCAAGAUCCUCUACGCAGGCUUCGCCGGCGCCGACGUCAACAUGCGCCUCGGCGUCUACCCCAUGCAGAGCGCCCCUCCCUUCACGCCGGGCUACUGCUUCGCCGGCCGCGUCUCCGUCAACGGGCCCGGCAGCGGCAAGUUCGAGCCCGGCACCCUCGUCACGGCGCUGACAAAGUACGACUCCGACGCCGAGUACAUCAACAUCCCCGAAAAGUACCUCCUGGCCAUCCCCGACGGCGUCGACCCCAAGGUGGCCGCUGCCCUGCCCGUCGACUGGUCCACCGCCUACGGCAUGGUGCACCGCGCUGCCAAAGUGUCCGAGGGCCAGCGCGUCUUCAUCCACGGCAUCAGCGGAGCAGUUGGCCAGGCCGUCAUGUAUCUCUCGCUCCUCCAGGGCGCCACCGUCUACGGCACGGCCUCUGAGAGGAACCACGCCGCCCUCAAGGAAGCAGGCGCCCAUCCGUACCUCUACACCAACAAGGACUGGAUCGCGGCCAUGAAGGACCUCGGCGGCGUGCACGCUGUGUUUGACGCCCUGGGCUUUGAAAGCUUCGACGAGUCCUACUCCAUCUUGACUCCCAAGGAGAGAAGCGUAGUCGUCGCCUACGGAAACAACCUCAGCAAUCUCACUGGUGCGAAGCGGCGCAGCCCUUGGAUCCCCAUGGCCAAGCUGCUAUUCAAGAAUCUCUAUUUCUGGUCCAACAAGGGAGCUAUAUUCUACUUCAUCACGCGCGACCAAAAGACGUUUGAGCCUGAACUGCAGCUGCUGCUCAACAUGACCAGGGAUGGAAUCAUUACCCCUCCGAUCAAGGCCGUCUGGGAGUUUGACGAUAUCAAAGAGGCCCAUGAGGCUUGGGGCAAGGGCUCAGGAAUGGGAUCGCCAGUUAUCCGCAUCGCCCGCGACGCUUAAAGUGGAAAUCGUGCUCUUGUCUCUCUUUGAUACCUCGUUUAAUAGUGUCUUGAUUUGGUUAAAGAUUGUUGUCGGAUCUGCAGCGGUUUUCUGUUAUUGUCUCCUCCCCAAUUUAAUUCCCAAUUAUUUAGUUCAGCAACUUGAAACAUUCACUAAUUAAUAAUAAAAUCCAUGUACUUUGUCUGCAUCUC